Messenger RNA from Athalia rosae (coleseed sawfly), 1982 nucleotides. RefSeq lists its product as uncharacterized. Gene Ontology annotation, cellular component: nucleus. NCBI's taxonomy places the organism in Eukaryota, Metazoa, Arthropoda, Insecta, Hymenoptera, Athaliidae. The transcript is spliced from 7 exons. Gene Ontology annotation, biological process: regulation of transcription by RNA polymerase II. Gene Ontology annotation, molecular function: DNA binding; protein binding. The coding region runs from base 150 to 1661 and encodes 503 amino acids. The record is from RefSeq and is a predicted model, not a curated record.
GUGGUGGUCUAGGUCGUCUCCGUCUCGCCUGGUUUUGUAAUGUCCGGUAGUUCCGUUCCGAGUUCCGGUGUUGUAAAAGUGUUUUUGGCACAAAAUCCUGGGUCAAAAGUUGGAAUAGAAAACGCGAACUGAAACGAAAUUGAAACGGCAUGUCUGAGGAGGGUGUCAAUGACAGUCAACCUAUCUCCCAGAGUAGCUACUGCUUCAAAUGGAGCGAUUACGAGAACCACGUACCAUGCGUUAUCCGACAGUUAUUGGAAGAGAAUUGCAUGGUGGAUGUUACCGUUUCUGCUGAUGGCCACAAGAUCCAUGCACAUCGCAUCGUGUUAUCUGCUUGUAGCACCCUGUUCCAAGAUCUCUUAAACCAAGUACAUGAAGACUCACCAACGAUUAUACUCAGUGAUAUAGCAGCUCAGGACAUUCGCUGUAUCAUAGACUUCAUGUACAAUGGUGAAGUCAGCAUACCUGUGGAGAAUAUUAGCAGUCUGUUAGAAGCUGCUCAUUUUUUGAAGAUACGUGGCCUUAUGGAGAUUGAUGGCUUGGAUGAAACUGAUACGACCCUUUCUGUGGAAGAUUUCAAUGAGGAAGCUGUAGAAUCCUUGAGCGAGCUAAAUGAGACUGAGGAGCAAGAACUGCAAGCACUGCAACAGGAGUACGAAAGUGUGCCUGAUCCCUUAGACAGAAAAAACGUAUCUACUUCAAGUUUCAAAAAGAAACGAAGACGGGACACAAUAAAAAAGGAAUAUAGUGAGGAUAUGCUGAUGGCUGCAAUCGAUGAUCUUAAGGCAGGGCAUACAUUGAUAGAGGCUGCUACUAAGCAUGGCAUACCACGUUCUACAUUAUACAUGCGUGCAAAAGCCUUGGGAUUGCAUCUGAAUGCCUCUAGGAAUGAAUAUUCUCCUGAAUGUAUGAAGGCUGCAAUAAAUUCUGUGCUGGAAGGUUCCAGUCUACAACAAGCUUCAGAAAUGUUUAGCAUUCCCAAAACAGUGCUGUGGCGAAGAAUUCAGAAAGAAGGCUAUCAAAUUCUUGGGCAGCGCACUGAAAUGAGGAAAUCCUAUGAUGCUGAUAAAAGAGAAGCUGCUGUUAAAGCCUUAGAACGAGGAGAAAAUCUUACAAAAGUCUCCUUACAGUUCCAAAUACCAAAAACCACAUUGUUCAGGGAUAAAGCAAGGCUGGUCGACGAAGGGAAGCUUCCACUGUCGUUCUGGAAGAAACGUAAGACGGAGAAUGAAGAUUUGAAAAAAUCUAGGUUGGAGCAAGCGGUAGCUGCUUGUAAAGGUGGAAAAAUGUCGCAGGCAGCAGCCUCCAUGACCUACCAUAUACCCAAAACUACGAUAUGGAGAAGGUUGCAGCAGGAAGGAAAAAAAUUGAACCGCUCAACAAAUGAGCCUGAAAAAUGCAAAUUUGAAGAUCUAAAUGAUACUGUCGAUUCGAAAGAAGACGGAACUGAAUUUACGUAUUGUGAGGUUACUUCGGAAAUACCAAUAACUUACAUAGACGAAAACGGGAUACCAGAAGAUUCCGUGAUCAUUUUAACAACAGAUGAUGUGGAGGGAAUAAACUUGGAAGAAGGAGCUCAAAUAAUAGAUUCUGCCGAGGAAUUCGUUCCCUGCGCGUUGAAUAUCCAAGAUGGCUCAACAUAUGCGCACAGUGAAAGUUAACACAUCCCGAACAUUCAGCAUCAGGCAGUAGCGUACGUUUCAGGUACCUGGGUAGAUUGCAGCAAAGCUCAACGGGGUGAACGUUGAGCAAAAACAUGCUAUUUUCGAACCAGAACCUGAUCCCUUUACUCUGUCCAACUUUAAACACUUCAAUUGAAAAUUUCCAUUCAAGCACUUCGAAUUCGCAUGAAUUACAGUCCCCUAUAUUUUUUCCUCAAAUAAAAUGAGAUCAUUGUCAUUUUAGCCUGUUAAAUAUAUAACUGUAAAUAUAGUUUUAUUAUCAUCUUACUGCAUAGUUUAAUCAUAAAUACGAAAAAAGAA